AUGACUGAGCAAGCCGAAGUAUUAUCACAUGUCUCCAGAAGUCGAGCGGCUGGCAUCAUUGCUUGUAUCACCUGUAUCACAGGCAUUGGAAACUUACUGGCGGGACUCUUGACCGUAGGGAUUCCGGUGAUCGCACCCGACUUAGGCAUCCCCCCGGCACAGCAACUUUGGCCGACCGCUGCAUUUGCUCUUGCAUGUGGCUGCACGCUACUGCCAUGUGGUGCUGUUGCUGAUAUACUUGGCUCUCGUCGUGUUAGUCUACUUGGUGGGCUGCUUCAGACUGCUAGCGCUCUGGGCGCUGGCCUAGCCGCUACCCCAGUACAGCUUAUUUCGCUACGAGCUACGGCAGGUCUCGCUGCAUCUUUCUGUCUACCGGGUGCUGUUGGAGUCGCUUCACAUGUAUUUCCUAUCGCCAGUAGCCCUCGCCGUCGCAGCAUCGCCUUUGCAGCCAUGGGAGGCGGCCAAGCUGUAGGGUUUGGGCUGGGAUUGGUUUUAGGGGGCAUGUUCUCAGACACCAUCGGUUGGCGAUGGGGCUUCUAUGUCACCGCAAUUCUCAACGGUGCGGUUUUGACGCUCGCGCUGUGGGCGUUGCCACAAAGUGUCGAUGGUGGUCCCGUAGAUCAAGGAUCGUUCUCACGCCUCGCUCAUGAGGUUGACUGGAUUGGUGCGUUGCUCAUCAGCACCUGCCUCACCCUUCUCUCAUAUGAGCUGGCUGUGGCUACUGGAUCAAACGCAGAGAGAAGUAUACAUCAACCAUUACACAUCGCCAUUCUGCGCGCGGCAGUGAUCCUCUUACCCAUUUUCGGUCUGUGGAUGCGCCGACAGGCUCGCCUCGGUCGCCCAACACUGAUUCCGAAUUCCAUGUGGGCCAACUUGCCAUUUACAGCUACCUGUAUUACUGUUUUCUUGGUAUGGGGGACCCUGAAUGCCAGCGAACAGCUAACUGCCUUAUACCUACAAGACAUCCGUGGCACCUCCGCUCUUACCUCAUCCUUGUACUUUUUGCCCGCACCAGUUUGUGGCCUCUUGACGAACAUUGCUAUCGGCGGCCUCCUCCCUUAUUUAAGGCCUUCAUUUGCUGUACCUGCGGGUUGUCUUGUUAGCGGUAUUGCACCAUUACUUCUGGCUACCCUAUGUCAUCUUGACGGGCCCGGGUAUUGGCAUGGUAUCUUUCAAGCCAUGGCUCUUAAUCCACUGGGCGCGGAUCUAAUGUAUACUAUUGCGAACCUGGUGAUGACAGCUGCGUUCCCAAACAAGACACAAGCCCUAGCGGGCAGCGUCUUCAAUAUGCUUGCUCAGAUUGGGAAGAGUGUCGGUAUCACGACCUCUGCGUUAAUUGCUCGGCAGAUAACAACACAUGCAGAUGGGAUUGGCUCAAAGGAGGCGCUGUUACUUGGUUAUCGAGGCGGCUGGUGGUAUAAUUGCGCAUUGAGCUUCCUCUCUAUGGUUAUCAGCUUCUGGGGGUUAAAAGGUCUAGGGAAGCUCGAGAUCAAAAGGGACUAA
Penicillium cataractarum is the source of this 1503-nucleotide messenger RNA. RefSeq lists its product as uncharacterized. The transcript has a single exon. The record is from RefSeq and is a predicted model, not a curated record. Gene Ontology annotation, cellular component: membrane. Gene Ontology annotation, molecular function: transmembrane transporter activity. Lineage: Eukaryota; Fungi; Ascomycota; Eurotiomycetes; Eurotiales; Aspergillaceae. The coding region runs from base 1 to 1503 and encodes 500 amino acids. Gene Ontology annotation, biological process: transmembrane transport.